Lagenorhynchus albirostris (white-beaked dolphin) is the source of this 2313-nucleotide messenger RNA. It is a transcript of the gene ALG3, whose product is annotated as ALG3 alpha-1,3- mannosyltransferase. Bases 1 to 1167 code for a protein of 388 amino acids. Gene Ontology annotation, cellular component: endoplasmic reticulum. Gene Ontology annotation, molecular function: dol-P-Man:Man(5)GlcNAc(2)-PP-Dol alpha-1,3-mannosyltransferase activity. The transcript is spliced from 8 exons. Lineage: Eukaryota; Metazoa; Chordata; Mammalia; Artiodactyla; Delphinidae. The record is from RefSeq and is a predicted model, not a curated record.
AUGGAGCACGCAGUCCAUCAGGGGAGACAUGUGGAAGAAGUAGAUUUUAGUGGAGUAAAUAAGGACUCCGGCAACUCCAGUCAGCCCUCGGUCCGUUGGGGCACGCGGCGCGGGAAGCGGAACCUAAGUACCAAAGGGUCGGGCUUCCGGGGUAGCGGGCCGGCAAGUGCGGCGCACCUUCAAGAUGGCGGCAGGCCUGAGGAAACGCGGCCGGGCAGGUCCCGCAGCUCGGGCGGUGGGACUGUGCGGGCAGUGGCUGCGGCGCGCCUGGCAAGAGCGGCGCCUACUGCUGCUGGAACCGCGCUACACGCUGAAGGUGGCCGCCUGCCUCUGCCUGGCGGAGAUACAGAGAUUGAUUGGAAAGCCUACAUGGCUGAGGUGGAGGGCGUCAUCAAUGGCACCUAUGACUAUACUCAACUGCGGGGUGACACUGGACCUCUUGUGUACCCAGCCGGCUUUGUGUACAUCUUUAUGGGGCUAUACUAUGCCACUGGCCGGGGCACUGACAUCCGCAUGGCCCAGCACAUCUUCGCUGUGCUCUACCUGGCCACUUUGCUGCUUGUCUUCUUGAUUUACCACCAGACCUGCAAGGUACCUCCCUUCGUCUUUUUCUUCAUGUGCUGUGCCUCUUACCGUGUCCACUCCAUCUUUGUGCUGCGGCUCUUCAACGAUCCAGUGGCCAUGGUGCUGCUCUUCCUCAGUAUCAACCUCCUGCUGGCCCAGCGCUGGAGCUGGGGCUGCUGCUGUUUCAGCCUGGCAGUCUCUGUGAAGAUGAAUGUGCUGCUCUUCGCCCCUGGGUUACUAUUCCUUCUCCUCAGGCAAUUUGGCCUCCGUGGGGCCCUCCCCAAGCUGGGCAUCUGUGCUGUCCUUCAGGUGGUGCUGGGGCUACCCUUCCUGCUGGAGAACCCCAUCGGCUAUGUAUCCCGCUCCUUUGACCUUGGCCGCCAGUUUCUCUUCCGCUGGACAGUGAACUGGCGCUUCCUCCCCGAGGCCCUCUUCCUGCAUCGUGCCUUCCACCUGGCACUUUUGACUGCCCACCUCACCCUGCUCUUGCUCUUUGCCCUCUGCAGGUGGCACAGGACAGGGGAAAGUAUCCUGUCACUGCUGAAGGAUCCCUCCAAAAGGAAGUUUCCACUCCAGCCCCUCACACCCAACCAUAUCCUUUAAAUCAUGGGAAGGCUCCUUGAGCCCUGACUGGGGCCACCAGCAACUCACCCCGGUCAGCCCUGGUCUCGCCCCGUCCUCGGAGAGCCAGCUGCUCGUUGUCCCGGACCACGGAAGCCGCUGUCAGUCGAUGGAGUGCUUGGUCCCAAGCAUUUCCGCUUUCAGGGGGUGACGGAGGCAGUGAGCCAGCAUCCCUAGGCCCCCACAGCAUCUCCAGCCCAACGCCCACCUCCCAGCUCAUAGGCUGCUCCCCGCACAGGGCCCGGAUCACCACAUGGCAGCGCGGAGGCUGGGGAGGCAGUGGUAUUGCUGGAGGGGCCAACUCCCCACUGGGGGGAACAGCCGUGAACAAGAAGGGUGGUUCCAUCAACAUGUCCCAGUCCAUGGGGGCUGGGGAGAGCAGGUUUCCUGGGGAGAGACGAUGGUAGGAGCAGGGGCAGUGGAGUGCCCUGGGCUCCACCUCCCCAAAGUCUACCUGGUGUCAGAACCCAGCUCCCCAUAACCCUUACCUGAGUCAUCCAGGCCCUGUCCCAGCAGCUGCCCUGGCUCAGGGCCUGGCCCAUCUGGUGCUACACCCAGAGAGGGGUGCCGGAGAUGGCCAGGGACUGAGUUCACCCGGCCGGGGGGCGAUGAGAGGCUUCGGCCAGUUAGAGCUGCUCUGUGUCGACGGCCCAGCACCUCAGCACUCAAGGCCCCAGUCUGCAUGUGUGAAGGUGGGGGGGGUCCAAUGGUCAAGGAAUGCAGAGCUCCUGGACAUCAGACAUACAUACACAGCUGGCCACAUGCCCCUUUGUCUGGAACCCUGGAUGGCUGCUCACCACCCUUAGGGGUGAGGCCAGACUCCUUCUGGUGCCUGACCCCCUUCCCAUCGUCAUCUCACUCCAUGCCUAUGUCUCAGUUGAGGUUAUUGCUUGUCUGUUUUUAUUCAUGUCUUCUCCCGUUUUGCCUAGCUAACUUCUUAUUCUUCCAGAGGUGCCUCUUGCUUUCCUGACUCCCUCAGACAGGGUUAGUCACCUUGACUCUGAACCCCCAUAAAGCCACAUCCCUGUGCUCAUCAAUGUAUGUUGCAUGGAUUCAUCACUAUACAUUAUACCAUCAUUACCCAUCUAUUUCUUCAGGUAGACUUCAUAGUAACCACUGCACAAUUUA